Messenger RNA from Ceutorhynchus assimilis (cabbage seed weevil), 1509 nucleotides. Lineage: Eukaryota; Metazoa; Arthropoda; Insecta; Coleoptera; Curculionidae. The record is from the annotation of a GenBank genome assembly.
AUGAGAUCCAAAUCAGAAUAUAGCUUUGUGAAUCACGCGCUUCCACAUGCGAGAUCAAAAAGGAGUUUAACUCAUACAAGAAAACUUAAAUCAGAUCCUCUGAUUUCCACAGCAAUCCAGCAACCUGGGUUCGUUAGAGUAAAAAGAGGUUACAAGCCUCUAAAAGUAGAAAAUUUGGUGCAAAACAUUGAGCCGCAUCAGGAUCCGACGGACCCGUAUUUUCCUUACCAAUGGUAUUUGAAAAAUACCGGCCAAAAUGGCGGAAAAGCCAAAUUGGAUCUCAAUGUGGAAGCUGCGUGGGCCCAAGGAAAAUCUGCUAUCAUAGAGGAUCUUCGGCAAAGUAUCCAACGCCUUACUAAACAACAGGCUGGAGUAAAGGAGAGUUUUAAAUCUGUUUCUGCCUCGUCGCAAACAACUUCCACUUUCUUCAAAGAUAAGGAAAUACAGACUGAAACUCAUAGGGUGCCUUCCACCACUGAUGAUCGUACCGGAAAAUCAGAUAAUUAUUCUGCUACCACUAGUGAAACUCAAACAUCGGUUUCAUGUUUAAAAAAUACCUUAUCGGCUGAGGUCUACGAGGAAGUUUUAAGUGAUGCGCUGUUUGUGUACAACAUGACGCGUAUUCAAGUACCUCGCUCAACCCAGACAGAGCCAAAUGGUCUAUUAAACAAUCAGUCGGACUUUUUCCACACCAGUGACAAACUGCAUCAACCCUCCGAGCCCCUAACUAAACCCAGUGAAUCAAGCUAUCCUUCAAAUAUUGAGGAGAUACCAGAUCUAAAACUAAAUAACAUACAAACCGAGCAGUUGAAGAGUAUUGACACUUCAUCUUCAAGAGCUCCUAUAAGAUCGAGAAAAAGAAAAGCCAAUACUCAAAGGCAAGGAUUGGCUUACUUGGAGGCAUACGAUGCAAACCAAGGGGCAACAAAAAAAAAGGAAAUGGAAUUGGAAGAGAAGAGAUUGGCGCUAGAAGAGAGGAAAUUGGCCAUAGAGGAGAGGAAAAUAGCUCUCCUUGAAAAACAAAUGUCCACCGCUGACAAUCACACAAGAAUGCUUAUUGAGUUGGCAGACAAGAAGUUGACUGCAGAAAUUGACCAAAGACAGCAGUUAGCAGACAACGCAAAAGCAAGUUUCGAUUUCAGCAGCAACGACCCUUAUCCAUACCCUCGCUACACAGACGACUGGUUUAACAGCCACGGUACAAGAUGUGCCGGAGAAGUAGCAGCUGCAAGAGACAACGGAAUUUGUGGAGUUGGAGUAGCUUACGACUCAAAAAUAGCAGCCCUUGCUUAUUUGCCAGAAGAAACAUUACAAGAUGCAUGGCUUAUUAUAACGGAGAAUGCACCAAAUGACCCACUCUUAGACAAAUUCAAUGAUUAUUUUGUUGAUCAGUGGUUGGACAAUGAUUUGUUUUGGGUAAUCUACAAGGAGGCAUAUAGGACCACCAAUACAGUAGAGGGCUGGCACAACAGACUCAAGAAGAGAAUGGGAAAAGCCAUUCCAAAUUGA